AAAUACUUUGAAGGUUAUCAUCCUAAAAGAGGUUUUGCUUUGUUUAACGUCUGUCUGGUCUUGUCGGGUUAAGAAACGAAAAUGGCAGGUGUGAGUAGCUGCAUGAAGUAUACUAUGUUCAUCUUCAACUUCAUCUUUUGGGUAUGUGGAUGCAUUAUUCUGGGAGUCUCCAUAUGGCUGCGUUUAAGCGUCUCCGAUGUCGAUAUCAGUGAUAGCAGCGCGUUUACCAGUAUAUACAUCCUCAUUGCUGUGGGCUCCAUCAUAAUGGUGCUUGGUUUUCUGGGUUGCUGUGGUGCCAUGAAGGAAAGCCAGUGCAUGCUCCUCCUGUUUUUCAUUGGACUACUAGCAAUCCUGCUUCUUCAAAUUGUAGCAGGUGUUUACGGAGGUGUGCAUAAAUCUCAGAUGCAAGAUGUCCUGAACAAGACCCUGAAUGAGACGUCUAAGUUGUUACAAACUGUUACAACCACCAAUAAAGAAGCACUUGAGAAUUUUCACAAGUUUGAGAUUAAGAACAAAUGUUGUGGUUUGUUUAAUGGAGUGUCAGACUGGGGACAAAAUCUUAACACAUAUGAUGGCUGUGUAUGUGACAAGGAAGACCAAAAGUCAAAUGACUGUGCAGGCAAUCGGUAUAAGGAGCCUUGUGGUGCAAUAAUAAUCAAAUUCUUCAAGGAAAAUAUGGCCAUAGUUAUGGGAAUUGCAUUUGGAUUGGCAUUUAUUGAGGUUCUUGGUAUGGUGUUUUCAAUGAUCCUUUACUGCCAAAUCCAGGGAAAAUGACACCACGGAAGUGUCAGAAGUAUGUCACCAGCCAAAUGAGAAACCUUUGUAGAUUGAGAGAUUGAUGUUUGGUUUGGCACCCUACAAUAAAUGCCAGAAACAGCUGUGAUGAUAACAGGCGAAGCAUCGAUGGAUAAAGAUUCUU
Molecule: messenger RNA, 919 nt
Organism: Elgaria multicarinata webbii
Lineage: Eukaryota; Metazoa; Chordata; Lepidosauria; Squamata; Anguidae
Gene: TSPAN8
Product: tetraspanin 8
Exons: 8
Coding region: 82-774 (230 amino acids)
Cellular component (GO): plasma membrane
Source: RefSeq, a predicted model, not a curated record